Molecule: messenger RNA, 1956 nt
Organism: Parnassius mnemosyne (clouded apollo)
Lineage: Eukaryota; Metazoa; Arthropoda; Insecta; Lepidoptera; Papilionidae
Source: the annotation of a GenBank genome assembly
AUGGGUGAUGCUGAUUUAACUUAUGGAACUUCUCUCACUAUUGACUCUAUUAAAGUAAUAGCUGAAAGUGUAGGGAUUGCAAGCCUCGGUGACGAUGCCGCGAAGGAAUUGGCUGAUGAUGUUUCAUAUCGACUCAAAAUUAUCGUCCAAGAUGCUAUGAAGUUUAUGCAUCAUUCUAAGCGGCAGAAGCUAUCCAUAACCGAUAUAGACCAUGCCUUAAAAAUUAAAAAUAUUGAGUGUCAGUAUGGGUUUAUACAACCAGAUUCAUUACCAUUUCGAUUUGCGUCUGGAGGAGGCAGAGAGCUACAUUUUGUUGAAGAAAAAGAAAUUGAUUUAUCUGAGAUAUUAUCAGCACCUCCACCAAAAAUUCCUUUGGAUGUUUCUGUCAGAGCACAUUGGCUAAGUGUAGAUGGUGUGCAACCUGCUGUACCAGAGAAUCCUCCGCCAUUAUCAAAGGAAGCGCAAAAACUUGAAUCAGUUGAUCCAAUCACAAAACUUAGUAAACCUAACAGUAAAGACUCUGCUGGUAAACCUGUAUGUGGAAAAGCCGCUCGCUUAAAAGCUUCAGAAUCUGUACAUGUUAAGCAACUUGCUACACACGAAUUAAGUGUGGAACAGCAGCUUUACUAUAAAGAAAUUACGGAGGCUUGUGUGGGUAGCGAUGAAGGUCGACGUGCAGAAGCUCUACAAUCAUUGGCCUGUGAUCCUGGCUUACAUGAGAUGCUCCCAAGAAUGUGCACUUUUAUUUCAGAGGGAGUUAAAGUAAAUGUUGUUCAAAACAAUCUUGCUCUUCUUAUUUAUUUAAUGAGAAUGGUAAAAGCCUUGCUUGACAAUCAAUCCCUUUAUCUGGAAAAAUAUUUGCACGAGUUAAUUCCAUCAGUAUCAACAUGCAUAGUGUCAAGACAGCUAUGCUCACGUCCUGAAAUGGAUAAUCAUUGGGCAUUGCGUGAUUUCGCUGCACGGCUUAUGGCCCAGAUAUGUAAAACCUUUAAUACUUCAACCAAUAACCUUCAAACUAGAGUGACUCGAUUAUUUGCGAAGGCAUUACAAUGCCCGUCUCAAACUAAUAAUGAAACUGGCAAUGGUCCAUCUAUGGUCACUACCAUGAAAGAGUCUGAAAAAACCCCACUUGCAUCUCUGUAUGGUGCAGUACAAGGUUUAGCCGAGCUGGGGCCUGAAGUUGUUAAAGUGUUCAUCCUACCUCGCGUGCGAUGGCUGGGAGAGCGCGUGGAAGGCGCGUUAAGCGGGAUUGGCGGAGCGGACCGGCUCGCAGCGGGCAAUCUCAAGCACCAGCUGCUGAAGGUGCUCGCGCCCGUUGUGAGGCAGCUGCGCCAGCCACCUGAUGUGCCUGACGACUACAAACGCGACUACGGUUAUCUGGGGCCAAGUUUACAGCAGAUGGUGAGCAAGCUUCGGUCUUCGCCAGCUGGAGGUAGUAGUGGCAGUGCAGUCGCCGUGGUGUCGUGUACUCCGCCGCUGGUACCGCAACCCACGCCCAGCACCACGCCAACAAGCAAGCCCGCCGAGACGUUAGCGACACGUAACGUGGUGAUUAGUGCGAGCUCGGCGCCGCAGUCGCCAGCGCCCUCUACGCCGCCACCGCAGAAGUUCGUCAUCGUGUCCCAGCAGAAACCUCCACAGACUCAGACCUCCAGCAGCGCGGGUCAUAUAGUACACAGCACUCAACCAACAAUAGUUAGGAGCCAGAAUGUGCAGUCGGUGGUGGUGACGAGCGGGCCGGCGGGCGGGCCGGGGGGCGCGGGCGCGGCCGCGCCGCAGAAGCUGGUGGUGGUGGGCGUGCCGCCGCACCAGGCGCCGGCUUCCACGUCACAUACGCCGCAACAUAGCCAGGCGCCCGUAUCGGUGAUGGCGAAGCCGAUGUUCGCCCGCAGCGGCCAAGCGUCACAACCGACACAGCCGCCGCCCGAGUUGGACGACUUGUCGCACCUCGCCUAA